AAGUUAAGAAAGGAGGACCGUCUUGUGCCUACUGGUCGGAGUCUCUAGGGUCCCGGUCACAGAUCGCUGUCCGGAAAUCGAUACCAUUCAGAUCUAAUCAACAGAGAAGGACAGAGAUAGAGUAUGGAUAUAGCAUCACCAGGCAACAGCCGUCAUCGCGAUUCACUGGAGUGGCGCACACAGACUCGUGCUCGGCUACUGUAGCUUCGAUACGGACUGAACUUGUUAAGUAGCAUUAAAACGUUAAUGGAAAAAUCUCAAGAUCUGAGUGUGUUGUUAGAAACAAAAUCGAGAUAGAUGACCAAUAUCAUCUUUACCGUAAAACUUUGUGACGGAAAUCAUAACUUGAACAGUCUUGAGCUGAGUGGUUUGAAUUUCUAUAAUAUUGGAGUAGUCACGCUACCGGACCUGUUGAGUUUAACUCAGCUCUGCAAACCGAUCGGUGUUGAGGACAUGUAGUACCAGUUUUAAUUCACAUGGUGAUAACUAGUCAAACAAAAUGGAUAACUAUACAACAACGAUGGAAGCCCCGACUGCCAUCCAUUCUGAUCAGAUAUGGGGCCGCCACCAGUUCCUUCAGGAGAGCCCUGGACUUGCUAUUCCUUGUAUCAUUGUCCUCACAUUUGCUUCCAUCGUCGGAACUUUCGGAAACGUUCUAGUGAUCGUCGCAGUAUCAACGCAGAAGUCACUAAAGAAUAGGGAGUCUAUCUUCAUCGUCAACUUGGCUAUAUCUGAUCUAUAUAUCACUACGGUAGCUGACCCUAUGGGUAUAGUAGCUAAACUCGAAGGCGAGCAGUUCUUCGAUCGUGUUCCAGGACUGUGUCGAACGAUAGCCUCCAUAUGUACUGUUUCCUGUAUCGUGUCCCUGGGCUCCAUCGCCUGCCUCAGCUUUAACAGGUACAUCCACAUAUGCCAUAACCGUCACUACAACCGGAUCUUCACCGGCCGGAAUUGCAUCAUCAUAUGUGGCGCCCUCUAUAUGGUCGGUAUCACACUGGUGCUUCUUAAUCUGGCUGGAAUAGGCGACCACAGCUUCGACCGUAAGAGUUUAGAAUGUAUCUGGGAUAGGAUGGCUACCUUCCCCUAUACCGUCGUUUUUUCAGUGACUCUUGUCUGGGUGCCAGUUAUUGUGACAGGAAUUUCCUAUAUCAGUUUGUAUAUAUAUGUUUUAAAAAGUCAGAAACGCAUUCAACAACAUUCACAACUUUCUGCCACUAUGAUAUCAGCCUCUGAUAUCACGGAUGCUGAAAAAAACGAAAGACGACAAAAACCAAACCACCAGGACCACCUAUCAAUUCCAUCAUUAUUACAAAGAAAAGCCGUUCGGAAGUCCCUCCACCUCGCUCGGACUAUCUUUGUGGUGUACGCUGUGUUUUCGACUUGCUGGAUACCCUUCGCUAUAUUGAUGGUUGUAGACACCCAUAACACUUUCUCCCAUGCCAUCCAUCUGUAUAUCACAGUUUUUGCACAUCUCCAUCCCUCACUUAACUGGCUUGUGUAUUACAUUACCAACAAGAAAUUUGCAGUUGCCUUCGACAAAUUGGUGUUUAUGAAAAGAUGGGUGCCCCGAUUGAGACCAGCCGAGCUCUCACAACAUAGUACAAUGGCCCACCAACGAGAAACAUAAACUGUAACAUCGAAAUAAUGUGUAUAUCCAUAACAUAUCAAUUAUAUAUUACGCUAGCAAACCUGAACAGGAGAAAUAGGUAGUUUUUCAGAGACAUUGCAUUGCGUCGACAAUCACAGCCGUGGACAUAGGAUUGACAAAGGUACUCCACCAUGGUAUAGCUACAACGACACAAGCUUCUUAACUCCCCUUCAUCCAUAGCUUGUUGUACAGUGUAUACAAACGAAUAUACUACGAACAAAACCCUUCCUACCUUAUGUUUUGUAAAUCACACCGACGUUUGUAUGUUAUGAUAGCUUGCUAACAUACACAAGAUCAUGAUUAUACUGUCAAAACUACGAGGCUAUCCAACAAAAUUGGCAUUUGAUAAUGACAAAAUAAACAUGUUGACAUGUCUCAUGUUUAUUAUUGAGCAACUUCAUUAAUGUACAUUUACAUGUAUUCAACAUGCAUGAAUACAAGGUUUUAUCUUACUUCUAUGCCGGACAGGAGUUGUGUUUUCCAGCUAGAACCUCGCCUAAGUUAAGGUUGUCGGUAAAGUUCUAAGAACUUCAGUUUCAUGGAGAAUGUAAUUCUCCAUACUUUCUUUAAAAAACUGUAUUAACGAUCGAUAAAUGAUUAUGUUUUUAGAAACAUAAUUUGCUUUCUGUUACGUUUGUACAUUCCUAUGCUAGCGUCAAGCAAAUUAUAAUUAUAAAAGUAAUUUUUCUUCACGAACAUUAGUUUGGUUUAGGAAAGUGUACUGAUAUAUCUAUGAUGACAGUAUAUUCUGCAUGCGCUAGUAAAUGUCUCUGGGCUGACAUCGGUCAGGAUUCCUCUACCCGACUGAUUUGUAUCGACAUAACCAAGUUGUUUAUUUGAUAUGUAUUCCCCCGAGUAAUGAUACAAUGUAAUAAACAAAGUAUUUGUGCCGCCAGCUCUGUUAGGCAGUGCAAGAUCUA
This is a messenger RNA of Pecten maximus, 2568 nucleotides long. Its product is annotated as melatonin receptor type 1B-B-like. The record is from RefSeq and is a predicted model, not a curated record. Gene Ontology annotation, biological process: G protein-coupled receptor signaling pathway. Gene Ontology annotation, cellular component: membrane. Bases 500 to 1627 code for a protein of 375 amino acids. The transcript is spliced from 3 exons. Gene Ontology annotation, molecular function: G protein-coupled receptor activity. Lineage: Eukaryota; Metazoa; Mollusca; Bivalvia; Pectinida; Pectinidae.